Ipomoea nil (Japanese morning glory) is the source of this 923-nucleotide messenger RNA. RefSeq names its product probable F-box protein At3g61730. Gene Ontology annotation, cellular component: nucleus. Lineage: Eukaryota; Viridiplantae; Streptophyta; Magnoliopsida; Solanales; Convolvulaceae. Gene Ontology annotation, molecular function: protein binding. The transcript has 8 exons. Bases 1 to 909 code for a protein of 302 amino acids. Gene Ontology annotation, biological process: reproductive system development. The record is from RefSeq and is a predicted model, not a curated record.
AUGGGGAAACGGAUGCGGAAAAUGAGAUCGAUCCGUUGCUGCGUCUCUCCUCGAUUGAAGUUUCUCACUCCUCACACCAUCUUCUCCUGGUAUGAAGAGGACACAUGGACUGAGGUUGCUAAGUUUUUGGAUGGGAAAUCUUUGAUAAUGCUUGCAGCAACUAGUAAGUGGUUCCAUCAUAUCAUCACGGCGGAGAGUGUAUGGAAAUAUGCUUGUCUGCGUGACCUUGAGGUUGCUGAUCCUGGAAAAGUGGGUUUCAAAUGGAUGAAGCUAUAUGCUACAGCCUUUGAUGGUAGUCACUCUUACAUGUUCCGCCAGAAAGAUAAGCACAUAGACUGGAUGCGCGUUGGAGCUUUUUUCUUUGAUUCACAAGCUGCACUUCUGACAGAAAAUCUGAUUGCCCCUUUAAGGAUUCCAAAAGAAGAGACAACAGAGAAAAUGGUGGAGUUGAAUGGUAGCUGUGUGGCAAAGCCUAUCCGAAGUGGGAUUUGGCUUGCUGAUCUACAACUUGUUCGUUGCCCAGUCUGUGAUCUCAAUACGUGUGAUGGAACUAUGCAGACGUUAGAUGCAAGACACAUUGAAUUGUUUCUGAGCGAGGGUUACCAGGAUGGGAACUGGGAAUACGAGUUGCUGGGGUCCCAUGAGGUGAAGAAAGAAGCUGAUGGAGCAGCUGCUGCAAUUUUUGAUAUCAAGCAUCUGAAAGAUUGUGCCACCAAUAUGAUCCUUGAUUUGAAUUCAUGGAAGGGAAAACACAAUGAUUGGCAGCCUAAAUCUAUUGUAGCUCCACAUGCAGUCGCAGUCAACACCAAUUUACAGCCAAAUGAUGGUCUUCAAGUGAAAUACCAUGCCAUGAGGGCAGGAAAGGAUGGUGAAAUAGUUUCAAUCAGAGUAUCUCAGCAACUACUCUAGUCCUGCACAAAUAA